AUGGGUUAUUCAGCGAAUAAUAAUUGGUUGCUGUCAGCGGUCUUGGUGUUGGUUGUGCUCCAAGGUGGGGCCGACGCUUCCUGGUUCGAUCCUAAACCUCAACUCUUCAGUCAAACAAAUACCGGUAGGGCCGUCGUGAGUUACCCGUUGGCUUCUUCAAAUCUCUUGCCGGCCGCCGGCAGAGCGGUGCUCCAGCGGGCAGUCGCCGCGCAGUGCGGAGAGUCCAGGGUCGUGGUGACGGUCAAGCGAGAUCUGUUUGGGAUCGGCCAGCUGGUCAAAGCCUCUGAUCUCAACUUGGGUAGCUGCGGGGUUACUCGGCUGGAUGACGCGACGCAGAGCGUGGUCUUUGAUGCUCAGCUGCAGGAGUGCGGUAGCACUCUGAUGAUGGUCAAGGACGAGCUAGUCUACAGCUUCACCCUCAACUACAGCCCGACCCCCAACUCAAACCUUCCUAUAGUGAGAACCAACGGCGCUAAAAUCGGCAUCGAGUGCCACUACCUGAGGCUGCACAACGUGAGCAGCAAUGCUCUGAAACCAACGUGGGUGCCCUUCACCUCCACCAAGCUAGCUGAGGCAGCCCUGGACUUCUCCCUGAGACUGAUGAGCGAUGACUGGGUCAUCCAGAGGACCUCCAACAUCUACUCCCUGGGGGACGUCCUGAACGUCGAAGCCUCUAUCGACGGGACCAACCACAUGCCCCUCCGGCUCUUUGUGGACAGCUGUGUGGCCACCCUGGUCCCUGACAAGAACUCCAGCCCUCGAUACGUCAUCAUUGAGAACAAUGGCUGCCUGGUUGAUGCAAAGGUGUCUGGCUCCGGGUCCCGCUUCGUGUCUCCCAGAGUUCAGAACACCAAGCUGCAGAUGAAGCUCGAUGCCUUCCGCUUCUACUCUGACCCUAGGAGCUCUAUCUACAUCACCUGCACCUUGAAGGUGGCAGCUGCUUCCCGAUAUGUGGACUCUGUGAACAAGGCCUGCUCUUUCAUUGCUGGCUCUGGCAGGUGGAGCUCUGUGGAUGGGAGUGAUUCAGUGUGCAGCUGCUGUAACACUGGGAGCUGUGUUGCCUCUUCCAGAAGGAGACGAGGGAGCGGGGCGGCUGCCAGCAUGGCGCUGGACUGGGAAGGUGACGCUCGCGUCGGCCCCCUGGUCAUCCUGGAGACUCUACCCAACCACUAUGCCCCAAAGGUGCCUGAAGCUGAGGACAGAACUGCACCAGGCUUCCCGGUUGAGGUUCUGGUCCUGGCUGGUGUGGUCACUGCUGUGGCUCUGGGCUGUGUUGCUGCGCUGGCCACUGUGGUGUACAGGAGAGCUGGCAAACUCACUGCUUGA
This is a messenger RNA of Polyodon spathula (Mississippi paddlefish), 1326 nucleotides long. RefSeq names its product zona pellucida sperm-binding protein 3-like. Gene Ontology annotation, molecular function: acrosin binding. Bases 1 to 1326 code for a protein of 441 amino acids. The record is from RefSeq and is a predicted model, not a curated record. Gene Ontology annotation, cellular component: extracellular matrix. Lineage: Eukaryota; Metazoa; Chordata; Actinopteri; Acipenseriformes; Polyodontidae. Gene Ontology annotation, biological process: egg coat formation; binding of sperm to zona pellucida; positive regulation of acrosome reaction. The transcript has 9 exons.